Messenger RNA from Amphibalanus amphitrite, 978 nucleotides. RefSeq names its product zinc finger MYM-type protein 1-like. The record is from RefSeq and is a predicted model, not a curated record. The transcript is spliced from 3 exons. The coding region runs from base 1 to 978 and encodes 325 amino acids. NCBI's taxonomy places the organism in Eukaryota, Metazoa, Arthropoda, Thecostraca, Balanomorpha, Balanidae.
AUGCUCAGCGAGGCAUCCAAGCCAAUCAGCAGCCUGCUGGUGGAGCAGGUGAAUGCCGAACACGUCCGUCGCCGCCGCUGCCUCAUCAAGGAAGUUGAAUCGCUGAUCUACCUGCUACGGCAAAAUCUUCCCAUCCGUAGGAGGACUGAGACGGAGGGCAAUAUCCACCAGCUGCUCGUGUUACGGCGAAAGGACGUGCCGGACUUGCAUCUAUGGGAUGAAUACUUGUCUCCGGUGGCUCAGAACGAGAUAAUAAAGAGCAUUGGAACUACCGUGCUGCGCAAUGUCCUGCAAGACAUCAGGGCAGUCAAGUUGUAUGCAGUCAUGGCAGAUGAGACAACCGACACCUUGAUGAACGAACAGUUUAGCUUGUCUAUUCGCUGGGUGGACGACAAGCUCGACAUUCACGAGGACCCGGUGGAAUUCAUAAUGGCUGAAGAUACAUCAGGUGAGGCGCUGGCAAACCACAUUAAGGACGCACUCAUCCGCAUGCAGCUCCCACUGCAGAACUGUCGCGGACAGGCGUACGACGGAGCAGCCAACAUGCGAGGGCGGAUCAAGGGGGUCUCCACGCGGCUGCAGAAGGAGUGUCCAUCAGCGCUAUAUGUGCACUGCUUGGCCCACUGCACAAAUUUGGCUCUACAGGAAGCAUCACGCAAGUGCAAGAUCAUCCGCAACGCGCUGGACAUCACCAACCAAAUCACGAUCUUCGUGCGCAACUCACCCAAGGCAGCUGGAAUGCUGCGUGAGCUGGUCAAGGCCAAGGUCUACUACAGGCGCCAGUUUUAUGAGGUGCUGGACAUGCUGGACACCCAGCUGGAGGACCGCUUCGACCAGCCCGCAAUGGAGACGAUGCAGCGGCUGGAGCGGGUUUUGGAGAGAGCAGCCACGCCGCAAGAGACCCCCGUACAGCUUCCGGCCUCCUUGAGAGAGCUUGACAACGUCUACUGCCGAGAGGUCAUUCUCAACACUGCGUAG